Molecule: messenger RNA, 1026 nt
Organism: Ciona intestinalis (vase tunicate)
Lineage: Eukaryota; Metazoa; Chordata; Ascidiacea; Phlebobranchia; Cionidae
Source: RefSeq, a predicted model, not a curated record
AUGUUGGUAGCAGCGUUGAGCGUUGAACAAGCAACCAGCAAACGCGUCAACCACUUUGCCAAGACGACAGACAAUGACAGCAAACACGCGACGUGGAAAUCUGAUUUUGAAGGCAAAACUACGAUCACGUACAAGUUAGCUUUGAAUGAAGUGGUGCAAACAAUACCAACUAUUGAGUUUAACGUUGAAACUGUAAGUCCAUGCAAAGGGCUUUCGUUAACUAUAUGGGAUGUUGGUGGACAAGAAAUAUUAAGGAAACUCUGGCAACAUUACUACAACAACACUGACGGGUUUAUCUACGUUGUGGAUAGUACUGAUCAAGUUAGGUUUUCAGAAGCUAAAGAAGAGUUGCAUAAUGCACUUGAACACGAUGCAUUAAGACGUGUGCCCGUCUUAGUAUUUGCAAACAAGCAAGACAUGCCUUAUGCUGUUCCAGUAUCAAAGUUGGCCGAUGCUUUGGAGUUAAAUAAACUCGACCGGGAUCAUAAAUGGCAUAUCCAGUCUUGCUGUGCUGUUACUGGAGAUGGCCUAAUGGAAGGCUUCGAAGUUUUCGCUUCUAUGAUGAAGGAAUAUAAACAAGUGAACGCAAAACCAGCGGGCUUCGGAUUUUAAGUUAUCUCCCUUGACAGUUCAGCGAGGUACACCAUCAAUCGCUGGGAUAUUUGCCGGAUAAACAGAUUACGUUGUUUAUUUUGUAAAUCCCCAUUGUAUUACAUUGUGUUAAAACACUGUAUAAAAGAAGCUAGUAAUCAUCAUGUUAUAAGCAGUCAGUUGGCCCACCAUGCGAGGAUACAUAUUGUGGUUAUAAAGGUAUAAAACUUCAUUGUUUAUUUCAGUUUGACUUGCAACUCUGCAUUAUAUAUUAUAUAUAGUAAGUUAAUGUGGGACACAAUUAGCAUAUAAUAUCCAAAUAUCCUAAUCAUGUUUUUAACAGUCAACAACGGAAUGUUGUUUGUUUACCACCAAACGAAAUAAAAGAUGCCCCAUCUUUCUCCAGCCUAAUAAAGUAAUUUCCUAAACUGUAAA